UUCUUUUCAAGUUUAUAUCUUUAUUCUUUAGUGUCAGGUAUUACCGUUGGCUUUAGGCUUUUAAUAUAUUUGCUUAAGUCCAAUCUUUGAACCUGGAACUUCUUUAUAUAUUAUCAUAUAAUAGACUAUUUUCUGCAUUUGUUUAGAAAUCUCUGUUUCAUAUGUAGCUGUAUAGCUUGCAUUUAAAUGAACUUUAGUCAAACUAUUGAAAUUGUUAGCGGAACUGAAAACUGUAACGAUGGUGUGAUUAUUUUUUACCAAUCUGCUUCUUUUAUAUUGCUUCUGUUGAAAUUUUUCAAACAUGUUGACCCAGAUGAGUUGUAAGUAUGGGUUUCAAGUAUCUGCUGGUUGUUAUGUGUGUUUUGGUUUGGUUCGGAUCGUUGAGUUUUGCAACUUCUAAUAAUGGGGGGUUGAUGAGGAUUGGUCUGAAAAGGAGGAUUUUAGACCUUCAGAGUCUUAAAGCAGCAAGAAUCAAAGAGACUGUUCAUCACAAGGAUUUAGGAGGUGUUAAUGAAAACUGUUGUGAUGAAGAUAUAGUAUAUCUUAAGAAUUAUCUUGAUGCACAAUAUUUUGGGGAGAUUAGUAUUGGUUCACCCCCACAAUACUUCAAUGUUGUGUUUGACACCGGCAGCUCGAAUCUUUGGGUCCCAUCUUCCAAAUGCAUCUUCUCUAUCGCUUGCUAUCUUCAUUCCAAGUAUAGGUCGAAGAUAUCUAGCACCUAUACCGAAAUUGGAAUACCUUGCAAAAUCCCUUAUGGCCAAGGAUCAAUUUUUGGAUUCUUCAGCCAAGAUAAUGUACAAGUUGGGGAUAUCAUCAUCAAAGAUCAAGAAUUUGCUGAGAUUACAAGGGAAGGAUCUUUGGCACUUGCAGCACUUCCAUUUGAUGGCAUACUUGGACUCGGAUUCCAGGAUACUUCAGUUGGAAAAGUCACACCAGUGUGGUAUAAUAUGUUAGAACGAGGGCUCAUAUCCCACAAAAUUUUCUCUCUUUGGCUAAAUCAAGAUCCAUCAGAAGAGAUGGGGGGUGAGAUUGUCUUUGGUGGUAUUGACUACAGGCAUUUUAGAGGAGAUCACACAUAUGUUCCACUUUCUAAAAAAGGUUAUUGGCAGAUUGAUUUGGGAGAUAUUCUACUUGCAAAUAAUUCAACAGGCUUAUGUGAGGGUGGCUGUGCUGCAGUUGUGGACUCAGGGACAUCUUUAAUUGCUGGUCCAACUAGUGUUGUGACUCAAAUUAACCAUGCCAUUGGAGCAGAAGGAUAUGUCAGUUUUGAGUGUAAAAGCAUUGUCCAUAACUAUGGGGAUUCAAUAUGGGAAUCCUUGAUUACUGGGUUAAAUCCUGACAUUAUAUGCAGUGACAUUGGACUCUGUUCAAACAUUGGAUUUAAUAUAAUGGACGAUGUUAUUGAAACAGUGGUGCAUAAUAAAAGUUGGAAUGGAUCACAAACAAGGGAGAGCCCCUUUUGUAGUUUUUGCAAUAUGAUUGUCCUCUGGAUCCAAGUUCAGCUUAAGCAAAGCAAUGUAAAGGAAAAAGUAUUCAAAUAUGUGGAUGAGCUGUGUGAGAAGCUCCCAAAUCCCCCAGGACAAUCAUUUAUAAACUGCAAAACGAUUGCUACUAUGCCACACAUUACAUUCACCAUUGGAAACAAGUCCUUUCCCCUCUCUCCAGAACAGUAUGUUCUUCGAGUUGAAGAAGGCUGUUCUACUGUCUGCUACGGCAGUUUUGUUGCUAUAGAUGUGCCUCCGCCACAGGGUCCCCUCUGGGUUCUUGGAAGUAUUUUCUUGGGGGCAUAUCAUACAGUGUUUGAUUAUGGCAAUCUCCGUAUAGGAUUUGCAGAAGCUGCAUAGUCAUAGUUUGGUUGCAUAGUCAUAGUUUGGUGUAAUUAAUGUGCCAAAUUCUGUGAAUAAAAAAAAAAUGAAGGUCUAUAUGAUUCACUACAGCAAAUAAUGAUAGCAGUCCUUGAGGAUUUGUCUCAGGGUCUCUUGUAAAUGACUAUUGGUAUAUUUUAUGAAUAAGAUUUGUGACAUUUGUUCACAAGGAUUAUAUUGGAGAAAA
This is a messenger RNA of Glycine soja, 2052 nucleotides long. RefSeq names its product cyprosin-like. Lineage: Eukaryota; Viridiplantae; Streptophyta; Magnoliopsida; Fabales; Fabaceae. Gene Ontology annotation, biological process: proteolysis; lipid metabolic process. The record is from RefSeq and is a predicted model, not a curated record. The transcript is spliced from 13 exons. Gene Ontology annotation, molecular function: aspartic-type endopeptidase activity. The coding region runs from base 327 to 1844 and encodes 505 amino acids.